Molecule: messenger RNA, 2187 nt
Organism: Mesoplodon densirostris (Blainville's beaked whale)
Lineage: Eukaryota; Metazoa; Chordata; Mammalia; Artiodactyla; Ziphiidae
Gene: LYRM1
Product: LYR motif containing 1
Exons: 5
Coding region: 462-830 (122 amino acids)
Cellular component (GO): mitochondrion
Source: RefSeq, a predicted model, not a curated record
AGCGACGCGGAGGGAGAGCUAGGAGGAGAUGGACUGGACCAUUUAUUUGGCUGGGAUGGGGGAGAGAGGAGAACUAAAGGGAGAAAAGGAAAAUAAGGAAAGGAUGAACUUGGAUACAUUGUUGGCUGUACGGCGGAGCGUGGUCUAGAGUUUGAAGUUUAAGGAAGGCUCGAGCCUACCCUCGACCUGGGACUGAUGCUCCCACAGAGGUCCGUCCGGUGGUUUGGUACGGCCUGGCUCACCGGACCUGCCAGAGCUCAGUCGGCCGCAGCUCAGCUGGGCUCCCGGCGCCGCCUCCUCCCAGCUUGCGGUAGGCUGCCGGGCUUCUGUGGGUGGGGGAAGGCUGGACUGAUGCAGCGUGCCCAGUGCCAGUGGCUACCCUGUUGGACAGCGAAGAUAUAGAAUAUUUCCAUCAUUGAAGAACUUUCUGUUGGUCAUUGUUGGACUGGAGAAACUCGAAGAUGACAACGGCAACACGACAAGAAGUUCUUGGCCUCUACCGUAGAAUUUUCAGGCUUGCGAGGAAAUGGCAGGCUGCAUCAGGGCAGAUGGAAGACACCAUUAAAGAAAAACAGUACAUAUUAAAUGAAGCCAGAACACUGUUUCAGAAAAACAAAAAUCUUACAGACACAGACCUGAUUAAACAGUGUAUAGAUGAGUGCACAGCCAGGAUUGAAAUUGGACUACAUUACCAGAUUCCUUAUCCAAGGCCAAUUUAUCUACCUCCUAUGGGCCUUACCCCACUACGAGGCCGGGGACUUCGAAGCCAGGAGAAAUUGAGGAAAUUUUCCAAACCAGUAUAUCUCAAGUCUCACGAUGAAGUUUCCUAACCCAGAAAAAAAGUUUUUUUCUGAGAAUGAUGAGCCAACUAGGUCUUAAAUGUAAACCAGACAACAAAGCUCUUCUUGAUUAGGAGCAAAAAUCCAAAUAUCUUCUUAAAACCUUUGAAAUACUGGUACUCACCCCAUGAUGUGUGCUCACACAUCACUACAGUUUGUCAGGAUCUUGCUGCCUGAGUGGACAACACUAACCCUAGAGGCCAUGGACCUUAUAUCCUCACUGAAGCAUCAUCUGGAAACAAGACUAAGGCCUGUGGGCAGAAGACUGAAGGGUGACAAAGCUCUUCAAGGGAAUGCCGAUCACCAGACAUGCCAGCUGAUAUGAAGAAAUUAGCCAGUUGCUGGAAGUUCUCAUGGCUACUAUAAAACUAUACACCGCCCCUCAGAAUAUUUUUAGGCUUUUUUUUUUUCAAGUUAUAGAUUUGCUUAAAAGUGAGGGGGUUUUUUUUGUUUGUUUGUUUGUUUUUUGUGGUACACAGGCCUCUCACCGUUGUGGCCUCUCCCGUUGUGGAGCACAGGCUCCCGACGCGCAGGCUCAGCGGCCAUGGCUCACGGGCCCAGUGGGAUCUUCCCGGACCGGGGCACGAACCCGUGUCCCCUGCAUCGGCAGGCGGACUCUCAACCACUGCGCCACCAGGGAAGCCCAAAAGUGGGCUUUUUGUGUGUGCUUUGUUGUCUUUUGACACUUCCAAUUUCCACAUAAACUCCCCUUAAAAAGCGCAUCAUUGGAUCAAUCAUGGUUUUUCAUUGAAAUUUUAUAUGAGACCCAUCUCUGCCCCAGACAUACACAUACACAAAAGUUCAUGUCUUAGGUAAAUGCAUAUGUUUAGUUUAUCUUAAAGCCUAUAAUUACUUUGGAUACACUUAGGAUCUGAAAGGCUCACUAGAAACUCAUACUGCAUUCAUUAUGAGAAUUUUACAUUAACAUAAUUAGGAAGUACAAGAGCUAAGCUGGCUUUCAAAUUAUAUCCAGGCUGAAAUGGGACAAGUAGAGAUCAAAACACAAAGGACUUACACCUCUGCAUGUGUGGACACAGGUGAGCUUCCCAUGGCAGUUCAUUUGUACGUCAGCGUCAUUCCCCCUUACCUCCAAAGGGGCUGGGUAAUCACCAAUAAAGAAAAAUCUCUAGUGAUUUUGGUCUCUCUGUACUGUUUUCCAGAAUCGCCUUGUGAUCCUCAAAAGCAGCAGUUGAUAACUUCCUGCCCAUACCUAGAUUUAGGAUUCACUUGUCACACAGAUUCUCUAAUUUAAAAUACGUAUAUUUCAAUUUCAAAACCCGUUCCUGUGAGCAGGAACAUACUUUAUCAUGCUCAGGAUAAGUAAGUAUUACAGGGUUUGGCAGUGACA